GUUUGGGCUCUGAUCGGAUGAGCUCAAACGAGCCACGAAGCUCUCAAGGCCGCGGAGCCCUAGUCGCCACCGGCCCUCCCCUUCACGAGCGCCGCUUGUGUAGUCGUCACCGUUUCGUCCUCCGACGCUUCUCCCAUUGACACCACCGCAGCCUGGAUUGGUCCUCGCCGGGUGCCGACCCGUCCUACAAAGUACCUCGACAGCAGGUUCCCCGGCCGAGUCCCAGUUGCUUAUCCAUCACCGGCUCGAGUAGAAUACAAUUUCAUGGAUGGAGAUUCCGCCGUUCACUUUGGUGGUUGCCACUGUAAGCAUGUGAGGUGGCAAGUUGAAGCACCAUCAAGUGUGGUAGCAUGGAGUUGCAACUGCUCUGACUGUUCCAUGAGAGGCAAUAUCCACUUCAUUGUGCCAUCAUCCAAAUUCAAGCUCGCAGCUGAUUCUGAUAAGUUCCUAACAACAUAUACUUUCGGAACCCAUACUGCCAAGCAUACCUUCUGCAAGAUAUGUGGUAUAACUUCUUUCUACUUCCCAAGAUCAAAUCCUGAUGGUGUUGCAGUGACGGUUAAGUGUGUCGACGCUGGUACUCUUGCUCAUGUUGAAAUUAGGCACUUUGAUGGGAGAAACUGGGAGAGUUCCUACGAUCAAACUUCCAUAGCAUCAUUUUCAAAAUCAGAUAAUGAAGGACAGACAUAGUUGUCUGAAUCACCAUGGAAGCGCCUUUACAUGUUUGGUUCGUGAGCUGCAAGAUCAGUAUCAAAAUUGAAGUUGGUUGCCAAAACCCAGUAAUUUUAAAGGGGAAGAUGAGUAGUUAUGUGCGACAGUAGUUU
This is a messenger RNA of Musa acuminata AAA Group (dessert banana), 824 nucleotides long. RefSeq lists its product as uncharacterized. The coding region runs from base 265 to 690 and encodes 141 amino acids. Gene Ontology annotation, molecular function: carbon-sulfur lyase activity. The transcript is spliced from 3 exons. Lineage: Eukaryota; Viridiplantae; Streptophyta; Magnoliopsida; Zingiberales; Musaceae. The record is from RefSeq and is a predicted model, not a curated record.